Molecule: messenger RNA, 2262 nt
Organism: Panicum virgatum (switchgrass)
Lineage: Eukaryota; Viridiplantae; Streptophyta; Magnoliopsida; Poales; Poaceae
Product: protein FAR1-RELATED SEQUENCE 9-like
Exons: 8
Coding region: 1-2262 (753 amino acids)
Biological process (GO): regulation of DNA-templated transcription
Molecular function (GO): zinc ion binding
Source: RefSeq, a predicted model, not a curated record
AUGGGGGGCGAUUUGAUUGAUGCAAGAUUGGGCUUCAGUCGAACAUCAGAUUUGGAGAUUGAAACUUCGAAAUCUACAAAGGUAUGUUUAUCUGGUUCAAUCAACAGUGUUACAGCUGCGACAAGGCAUGAAUAUGAAACUAGCUUAAAGAAUCAGGAUCCAGAUGUUUAUGAUUUGAAUCCAAUAACCAAGGAUACUGGAUUGGAAGACUCUUCUAUGCAGAAAACAACAAAUAUUGGAAAGAAGUUUGAGAGUGUGGUAUCUGAACUAAAGAAGAAGUUGGAUGAUAAUGCAAGUUCAAGAAAUGAUGUUUCAGCACAGAGUGAUAUGGUGAACCAAUCGGAUCCCAUGAUUGCAAUUGCUGAUAUCUAUAAUGAGGAAAGAUGUGAAUUAGCUGGCUUGUACAAUGAUGGAGAGCACUAUGAUUCAGAGGAUUCCGCAGAGGGUGGUUUUCUAACAGAUGAAGAAGGGGAAGAUGCUGUUGCCGAAGAUGAAGAAUAUUUGUUUCCCAACCCAGAUGAGGCUGAAGGUACCAAGAAACCAGAGAUUGGAAUGAGUUUUGACACGCUGGAUGAUGCUCACAGAUUCGUGAAUAUAUAUGGAUAUAUGACUGUUGAGGAGAAAAAAUUUUCAAGAAUUCUCCAAGAAGCUAGAAUAAAGCCAAGGAGAAUAAUGCAAAUAUUUAGAAAGAUGAAAGGCAGCUUCAAGAACAUGAAUUUUGGGAGAACACAGCUUAAAAAUCUGAAGCAAGCUGAUAGAAAGCAAAAGAUGAGAAAUACAGAUAUAGAUAGCACCAUGAACUACGUGAAGAAAAUGCAAAAGCAACAUCCUGGUUUCUACUACACUAUGAGAACAGAUGACGACAACACGGUUAGAAGUAUUUUCUGGACUGAUGCGUCUUCAAGACUAAACUACAAGCUGUAUGGAGAUUUCAUUUCUUUUGAUACUACUUUCAGCACAAAUAAGUAUAAUAUGCCUUUUGCUCCUUUGGUUGGGAUUAAUGGUCAUGGGAGAACUGUGGUUUUUGGAUAUGCAUUGCUAGAAAAUCAAACUGCAGAAACUUUCUCUUGGCUAUUUAAUGUACUGCUGGAAGUAAUGGAUGGUAGAAGACCAGAAAUUAUAAUUACAGAUCAAGAUGCUGCUAUGAAGAAGGCAAUAUUUGAAGUUUUUGGGACAGAAGUUCAUAGAAAUUGCUUUUGGCAUAUCAUGAGGAAUGCUAGAGAGAAUCUUGGAACCUUAUUGAAAGACAUAGAAAAUCUCGGAAAAAGAAUUAGAGAAGCUUACUUCAUGGACGUGUUCUGUCCAUUCAUCAAGACCACGGGUAGAAGUGAAAGCACCAAUUCAUCAUUUAAGGAUUAUGUUUUGAGAAAGGAUAGCAUAGAAACAUUCCUUCAGCAAUGUGAGAUAUUUCAGGAGGAACAAGCUGAAAUUGAGCGGAGGGACAGAUUUGAAUCAAAUGUUCAGGAGCCGGUUUUUGCUUCUAUGCAAAUGAUUGAGAGGCAUGCUGCAGAGGUUUACACGGGAAGCAUAUAUCUGAAAUUUCAAAAAGAAGUUCACAAUUCUGGAGCGUACUCUAUUGAAGAGGUAGAAAAGGAUGUGAAAUAUAAUGUUCAUAGGCUUAUCCAGCAUAAAGAUAUUGAGUUCUAUAGGAAGACUUUUACAAUUGAAGUUGACCAGAACUACAAUUCAUUCAAUUGUAUUUGCAAAAAGUACAACAUGGAUGGGAUAGUUUGCUGCCAUGUGCUCAGGUUAUUUACACAGCUUGGUAUCCACAAAAUUCCAGAUAACUACAUCAAGCAAAGAUGGACUAAAAGCUAUUUGGAAGAAGAAUUGAAAAGGCAUAAGCUUAAAGGACUUGAACAAAUAGUAGAUUGUGGAGAUGACCCAAUAUUUAGGCAUGCUAUGAUGAUGAAUUCCUUGUCGGAAAUGUGCUCGAAAGUUUGCAAAGAUUCUGAAAGAAGUGAGAAGUUUAUGAAGGAAGUUCAAAUGAUUUUUGACAGAAUGGAAUGUGAAGAAAAUGCUUCUCAAUCAACUGAUUUAGUUGUGUACAAAGACCCAGCAAUUGUAGAAGCUGUUAGUGUCGAUAAGGGCCACAGGUUGUGUCGGCCGGCUGAGAAAAGUUCAAUGCAAAAAAUUCAAAAGGAGAAGGCAGCCAAGGAGAAGGCGGCAAAAAUGAAGGAGAAUGCUACUCCCAAGAAAAAGCAGAUCAGCAAGCAGCCUCCAAAAAAAAAGGCAAGACAGAAGCAAAUGCUAGUGAAGUAG